Molecule: messenger RNA, 1914 nt
Organism: Chanos chanos (milkfish)
Lineage: Eukaryota; Metazoa; Chordata; Actinopteri; Gonorynchiformes; Chanidae
Gene: arl8ba
Product: ADP-ribosylation factor-like 8Ba
Exons: 7
Coding region: 90-650 (186 amino acids)
Biological process (GO): protein transport; anterograde axonal transport
Cellular component (GO): lysosomal membrane
Molecular function (GO): GTPase activity; GTP binding
Source: RefSeq, a predicted model, not a curated record
CACAUUGCACUGACAUAACCCAACUUUGUACUGGGAAAGACUGAAGAGAGAGAAAGCCAUCGGAGUCUUGCUGUGCAUCACUCAUCAAAAUGUUGGCUCUCAUUAACCGGCUCCUAGACUGGUUCAGGUCUCUCUUUUGGAAGGAGGAGAUGGAGUUGACUCUAGUUGGACUGCAAUAUUCUGGCAAAACAACGUUCGUCAAUGUGAUAGCUUCCGGCCAGUUCAGUGAAGACAUGAUACCCACGGUUGGCUUCAACAUGAGGAAAGUCACCAAAGGCAACGUGACCAUCAAGAUCUGGGAUAUAGGGGGGCAGCCGCGCUUUAGGAGCAUGUGGGAGAGAUACUGUCGUGGAGUCAAUGCUAUAGUAUACAUGGUUGAUGCUGCAGACCGUGACAAGGUAGAAGCUUCCAGAAAUGAGCUGCACAAUCUUUUAGAUAAACCACAGUUACAAGGAAUUCCUGUGUUGGUCCUGGGUAAUAAGAGAGACCUGCCCAAUGCUCUGGAUGAGAAGCAGCUCAUUGAGAAAAUGAACCUGGCAGCAAUACAAGACAGGGAGAUCUGUUGCUACUCCAUUUCCUGCAAAGAGAAAGACAACAUAGACAUUACUCUGCAAUGGCUGAUCCAACACUCAAAGUCUCGAAGAAGCUGAGAGGGAUGGAGAAGUGUGUCCCAGUCCUGCCCCAUCUUCUGCUGCCAUGUUCCUCUCUCUCAUACACACACACACACACACGCACACACACGCACACACAAAAAAAACACUCAUCCUCUUGCUCACUCUGUGAAACUGUACAGUUGUCUAUCCUACGUUCCUGUCGUCUUCAUCAUCAACCGCGCCUCCAAAGUUCUUCACAAGCAACCCUUCCCCCCACCCCACCCUCCCCUCUAGACUCGCACAGUUCAAAAUCGGCCUGGGUCCAUUUAAUCCUAAUUGCUUUUAGACCUCUGUUAACAACAGGCUGCUUGAUACCUGACAGUCAGUUGUCAACAGAGAGCAAGAACCUUGCCCUCCCAGUCCAGGGGCAGGGAGCUGCUGAACGCCUUGGGGAAAUGGCAGAAGAUUGUCUGUGGGAUCGCUAAGCUCCGUACCUCCCUGUGGAACACCCUCCAGAGUGUCCCAUGUGAAGAACAGGGGAAACAGAGAGUGAACGUUAGAUCAGUUCUAUCUCUUCCGCCUCCUCCACCACCUGUUAAUGAAAGAUUCUGUUGUGCUUGUGAAAGUGUAACUGUACAAUUGUUGCUUUUUUUUUUUUUUUUUGCUUUUUUUUUUCCUUUCUUUUUUUCCGCCAAAAACGGAGAUUGUUUAUCCUGAGAAGCUAACGUGUACUGUUGACUAGAGAGGAGUAAUUAAGUAAGUGAGUAGCUUCAGCUAGUAUUUAAACAAAGGUGAAUGAACUUGGGAGAUUUUUAUAUUAAAAAAAAAAAAAAAAAAGAACAAAGAAAAUAAAAGGAAAAGGCGAACGUAUAUAGAAAUCUAUAUCUAUAAAUAUAUUUAAAAACAAACAAACAAACAAACAAACAAACAAAAAAAGGUGUGUGAGGAGGGUAAAUUUGUAGUAGUUUUCCUUUAACUGGAUGAUGAAUUGGAUGCUGUUUGAAAGCUUGGGGAGAGAGCGGCAGAAUUGAAAAAGUGCCUUGUUCUGAGUCUCCCUCUGAAGCUGUGCAGCUGGCCAGGUUCACCUGCCUGGAUGUUUAAGUGACAAAAGACACCACUCGUUAAGAACUUUGAGUAAUACAAUGGCAUGCUUUUUAAGGUAAACUAUCGUACCAUGGUCAUUAUCAAUCUGAGUCCGGAGCUGUGGAGUCUUUGCUUUGAGCUGUCAUUGAAAAAGAGGCUCAUAACAGUUGAAAGCCCCACUAUUAGUGCACUUUUGUAAAUAUGAUGAAUCAAUAAACAGAUUGUCAACAUGUAAGAA